Racocetra persica is the source of this 407-nucleotide messenger RNA. The record is from the annotation of a GenBank genome assembly. NCBI's taxonomy places the organism in Eukaryota, Fungi, Glomeromycota, Glomeromycetes, Diversisporales, Gigasporaceae.
AAGGAAAAAUCUCAGUAAAAGCAUUAAUUAAUACAUCGUCAAAGUUUAAUACCAUUAGUGAGAGCUUGUUCGAUAAGCUUAAAGAAGAUUAUGGAAUAGGUGAUCCUGUUGAGAAUCUCUAUAGAGAUGUAAUAGGGAGAGAUUGGUUAUGGAUGCGUGAAGCAAAAAUAAGCUUUGGAUAUUCUCCCAAAACCUGUAUCCGCCAUGCUAAAAUUAUAAUUGAUGGUAUGAGUAUCCCAUUAAUUGAAGAAAAUAGUAAUAAAGCCAGCUCUAGUAAAAAUAACUUAUCUCAUUCUGAAACAGAAAUCGAUAAACCUAGAAAAGUUUAUAUAGAGACUAAUUUAUCUAGUUCUGAUUCAGAAUUUAUGGGUUCAGAUUGUUAUGAUCUUGAUCUAAAAAAACCCUGA